AUGGCCGAAGGAGGUAACAGACCCUCCAGUCGCAAUGCCGAUAUGCAAACCGAACCUGUUAAGCAGUUCCCUCUCUUCUUAGACGCAAAAGCAAGGAAAACCCUCAGGUCCAAUGAAAAGAGAAGACUGACGAAUCUUUCCAAACGCGUUGAACAGCACAUGAAUGACCUGGGUAGCAGAACGGAACUCAGUUUUCUAAGGAAAGAAUUGAGCAAUCAGCUUGAAGAGUGCAUAAGGGCUCAUAAUUUAUAUCGCCAGUCCAUUGAUCUCGCUGUAGUGCCUUCAGACGACUGGAUAGUACACCUGGAAAACGCCACUGCUAUGUUGUAUGGACGCAUUGACGAAUACAUCCGCACAGUUAACCGACCACCGUCAACUGCGCCGAGCAAUCCAAGGUCAAUCGGCCGCAGUAAUCCAGCUUCUGUUCGCAGCAAUUCAAGGUCUGUGCACAGCAAUCCAGGUUCUGUUCGCAACAAUCCAGUGUCUGUGCGCAGCAAUCCAGAUUCUGUUCGCAGCAAUCCGGUUUCUGCUCACAACAAUCCAACUCCUAUUCAUAGUAAUCCAACUUCAAUGGUUCAAAAUAAUCCAGCGUCUGUCGCGAAUAGCAUUCAUUCUCAAAUAUCAUCAGCUCACUUCGGCAAUAUUGAAAUGCCCCAAGGUCCACACAACAUCCUCUCUGAACCUUCAGACAUUCUUUAUGAUGAUAUCAGUUUGGAUUUUGAGACAGUACAAGCAUUAAGACGGCGACUGGAUCAAGAGAAAAGGGCGAGAGAGUCGUUAAAAGAGAAAUUCGAGCAGCUUCAGUCCAACUUUCAGGCCACGGACGAAGAACUCAAAAGAAGAAACCAAUCAAAUGCCGGUGCGCCUUCUAAAGUGGACAUUGACUUUCUUACGAACACUGUCAAGAACUGCCAAGCUGCGCAGGAUCAAGAAAAAGAAAGGCGAAUAUCUCUCGAGCAAAAAUUAGAAAAACAUAGGAGAGAACUUGAAGAAGAGAAGCUCGCCCGUCAAGCGGAUAUACAUCGUUUUGAACGGGAAAAGGAGCGCGAAUUGGAUAAACUGAGAACCAGUUUCGAAGAAAAGCUCGCGCGUCACACCGCAGCAACUUCACACAACCGUGCCCCACCAGAAAACCCAAUGGAAGGAAUUUUUGGCGGAGCACGUCCAAAGUAUCCUCAAACCCAACAGCCCAGUUCAACUGGACAGAACAAAUCCAGCCCUCCUCCAUACAAGCAAAAUGAAUCAACCUGUUGGUGGGAGCCAAUGUCCAACAAAGAAGAAAAAUUAAAAGAGGGCAAAAUUAUCGAUUCGUCUAAUUGGUCCUUUGACGUCAAAGAUAAUCAAAAUAGCCCAUCAACAGGUCAAGCUGGAAAUACCUUUUCAGUUUUUCGGCUACCCAAAAUGGAUAUCAAGCCUUUCGACGGUAACCCUAAAAAUUGGCAAGAUUUUAUAGUUAUUUUUCGUGAUUUAGUACACAAUAACAUCAACCUGACAACGACGGAGAAAAUGGCUAUACUCAAGCGUUGCUUAACACAAGAAAUUAAAGACGGACUGGGAGACUCUUUAAGCAGUCCGGCUUUGUACUCAGAAGCACUGAAGGAGCUGGAAUCGACGUACGGUCAUCCAUCUUUAAUCUCACGCACGUAUUUCCAGUCACUUAUCCAGUUGCAGCGUGUUAACAACAACGACUAUAAAGCUUUGCUCAAGUUUUCCCAAACAGUCAGCGGAGCAGUCGCAUCGUUGAAAAAUGGUGGUUACCAUCACGAAUUGCUAUCAUCGGGCCUGCUGGACACAAUCACCAUGAAGCUACCUUCUGAGGUACAAAGCAGGUGGGGGAGACGUAUCGCCAAGAGUCACCCUGUCUGUCUUACCCUCCAAGACUUUUCAUCAUGGUUGAGUUUAUUCGUCAAAGGAGAAAUGAUGGCUAAACAUUGCAUCAUAACACCAUCAUCAUCGACGCCACUCGGUAAAAGCAGUCAGAAGCCGGGCCGGCAGAAUUCCGAUGCAAAGCCAAAAUUUCCUCCUUCUGUCAACUCUAUCGCAAAGAAACAGUCCACUCCAACAACAGCAGCUAAGCAAACCGCAGCAAAAGAAAGCAAAACUCUGACUUGUUUGUUAUGCAAAGGAGACCAUCGCCUUGCAUCAUGCUCGAAGUUCACUUCCGCAUCCAUGGAUGAAAGAAUUAAAGUCAUAAAAGAGUUCCGCUGCUGCAUUCGUUGCCUUAGCAGAGGCCACCAGAUGGCCGACUGUUUAUCCAGAAAGAAAUGCAAUGUUGGAGAAUGUGGUGCUCACCAUCACCCACUGUUACAUGGGGCACCAAAACUAACUGUUUCCUUCCAGGAAAACAACAACAAUGACAAGACCAGCGAUUCUGCUUCAUCAACACCCAACUCUAAAAAGGCCAUUGGUGCGCAUGCAGUUGAUGACGACACAACUACCUUAUUACUGGUUGUUCCAGUGAUCAUCGAAGCCAAUGGAGUCCGCAUUCAAUCCGUCGGCCUCCUCGACGAAGGAAGUCAAACGUCCUUAAUCCGCAACUCGCUGUCAAAGAGAUUAGGACUCCAAGGGCCUCUUAUGCCAUCUCCACUAUCCACGUAUCGAGGAGAUGAUCCGAAGGAGAUAGUAAGGUUAGUGUCCUUUUACAUCGAGUCGCCUGAAUCUGGUCGCGCCUUUGAAGUUAAAAGCGCCUAUGCCGUCCAACGAGUACAAUCAUAUCACGCUAAUCUAAAUUGGGAAACGUCCAAGCACCUUUGGUCUCAUCUCGCGGACAUUCAACCCAUCGAGAUCGAUUCUUCCGAGAUUGGCGUUCUGUUGGGAAGAAACAUUCUCCGCGUUCAUGACGUUCUCGACACCCGCUAUCCAGCUGACGGAGUUGAAGCCCCGGAUGGAAUAAAAACACAUUUCGGUUGGUGUAUAACCGGUCCGGUUCCGACCUCAUCUGUACAUCCAUCAGUUCACAUCAACUCUAUUUCUGGCAACAACCAACAACUUGAGUAUCGUCUCUAUGAUCUCGUCACCCAAUUCUGGCUGACCGAAUCCUUUGGCACGCGUCCUUCUAUCCAUCUUCCGAUGACACAAGACGACAAAAUGGCACUAAAGAUUUUAGAAAGAACGACGCGUCACAAUGGAGAUCGAUAUGAAGUUGGUUUAAUGCUUCGGAAUCCUUCCAUCAACCUUCCGAAUAACAGAGAAGUAGCCCUUCGUCAGUACCGGGCUUUGAUUAAACGUUUUACUCGUGAUGCAGCAUUUGCCGAAAGGUAUUCGCAGGUGCUCAAUGAAUAUAUCGCUCUCGGUCACGCCAAACAAGUAGACGAUGACAGCGCCUCCGUCAAUGGUUCCAUUUGGUAUCUGCCUCAUCAUGGUGUCACAACUCCAAACAAACCUGGAAAGGUGCGGGUCGUCUUCAAUCCUUCGGCUCCACACAAAGGGACGUCACUUAACGAACAACUCUACAAAGGCCCCGAUUUAUUGACCUGCCUCAAUGGAGUACUUCUGCGUUUUCGUCAAUAUCCAUAUCCAAUUUCUGGCGAUAUUGAGAAGAUGUAUCACCAAGUCCUCGUCCCACAACAUCAGCAAUCUCUUCUCCGAUUUUUGUGGAACGAAUCCGGUGAUGCCAGUGAACCUAAAGAAUACCAGAUGAAAGUCCACGUCUUCGGUGCUGUGUCAUCACCAACAAGCUGUAUCUAUGCACUUAGAAAAACAGUGGAAGAUUUCGGCAACCAGUUUCCUCACGUAGCCGAUGCCGUUCUAAAUAAUAUUUAUGUUGACAAUUAUUUAGAUUCGACAGAAACCGAGCAAGAGGCGAUCAGUAAAAUUCGGGACGUUUCGGCCUUGUUAAAGCUCGGCGGUUUCAACAUGGUCCAAUGGCUGUCAUCUUCCAGAUCAAUCCUAGCAAGCGUCGACCAAUCAGAUCUAUCGCGCUCACUCGACCUGGACGCGGACAAACUCCCAAUUGAGCGAACUCUUGGUUUGCUGUGGGAUUGUCAACAGGACUCAUUCACCUUUAAGUCCCGCGUCAAAACUCAAGCCAAAACUAAACGUCAGGUGUUGCAAGAAGUUGCGUCUGUUUUCGACCCCCUUGGCUUUCUUGCUCCUGUCGUGAUGACGGCUAAAAUACUACUCCAGGACAUCUGGCGAUCCGGUGCUGACUGGGACGAUCCUUUGCCUCCCACACUCACAUCCAUUUGGACUUCUUGGGCGAACGAGCUCCAAUCCAUCGUUCAAAUCAAGAUUCCUCGCUGUUUUCGAUCCAUGGAGAAACCCAUCAUGUACGAAAUCCAUGUGUGUUCAGACGCAUCGGAACUUGGCUUCGGUGCAUGUGUUUAUCUACGCGCCGAAUACCCAUCCGGCAAAUUCCGUCUCAAUCUUAUUCUUGCUAAAGCUAGAGUCGCGCCACUUCGUCAACUCUCCAUUCCCCGUUUGGAAUUGCAAGGUGCCGUGCUCGGCGUCCGGCUGUGUGAGUCUGCUCUUAAAGAACUGGGUCCCAUUGCUUCGAAUACCUUUUUCUGGUGUGAUUCUCAAACUGUGCUCCAGUGGAUACAUUCAAAGUCGUGCAGAUAUCACGCAUUUGUUGCACACAGGAUCACCGAAAUACUCGACAGCAGCGCCCCUUCACAGUGGCGGCAUAUACCAGGCGAACUCAAUCCAGCGGAUGACUGCUCUCGUGGUAUUCCAGCAACCCAUUUAACAGCUCAACACCGAUGGUUUAGAGGUCCCGAUUUCCUGUCUCUUCCGCAAAACUCAUGGCCUACAACUGGUGUAAUCAAAGAGCCAUCACCAGAAGACCCAGAGGUUUCACCAUCCAAAUGCGUUGGACACAUCCAGGUUAAACAAGGUCAUCCUCUGUUCAAACUCAUACAAAAUUCUUCUAAUCUACACAAAGUGAAGCGCUCGGUAGCCUGGUUGCUUCGUUUUGUAAAUAAUCGUCACAUUGAUCCACAAAAUCGUCUCCUAUCUCCAUUCUUAAAAGCUCCUGAACUCCGCGAAGCCCUUCGUUUUAUUAUCCGUGUCGACCAAAGACAUUUUUUCAAUGAAGAGAUGAGAUCCUUGACGAAAAAGCUACCAGUGUCAACCGCUUCCCCACUGGCAACACUGACACCUUUCUUGGAUCCGUACGGAAUCAUCCGCGUCGGCGGAAGGCUCCAACAUUCUUCUCUUCCCCAAGACACGAAGCAUCCAAUUGUGUUGUCACACGAGAGCCAAUUGUCAACUAUGGUAAUCACUGAUAUACACAAACUUAAUCUUCACUCUUCUUCAGAUUCAACCCUCCAUGCUCUCCGUGCUCAAUACCAUGUCCUCCAUCCGAGAACAUCGAUCAAUCGAGUCAUUCGGAAUUGUUUCACAUGCAAGCAACGUAAGAGUCAACCAGAGACGCCUCUGAUGGGUCCACUUCCCGCCAGUCGAAUCAAAACUCAUCUUCCGCCUUUUACCAACGUCGGAAUCGACUUCUUCGGUCCACUCUACGUUGUGCUGCUGAGAAGAUCUUUCAAACGCUAUGGUGUAAUGUUCACCUGUCUCGACUGUCGUGCUGUCCAUUCGGAGUUGGCUGAUUCGCUUGACAUGGACUCAUUUAUCAACGCCUUCUCUCGAUUCGUCGAUCGUCGCGGGCUUCCUCAACUUUGCUACAGCGACAAUGGGACAAAUCUGGUAUCCGGCGAGCAAGAAAUCAACCGUGCCCUCUCGCGAUGGAACAACGAAGAACUGGUCAAGAAGAUUGAACAACUAAAAAAUCAUCCCGUGGAAUGGAGAUUCAGCCCCCCUGUCGCACCACACUUUGGCGGCUCAUGGGAGCGUUUAAUAAAAUCAGCAAAAUCUGCCCUUCGAGGCAUUCUAAAUGAAAGAUCGGUGACCGAAGACGUCCUUCUGACUGCACUUGUAGGAGCUGAGGCUCUUUUGAAUUCUCGGCCGCUAACUCACGUCAGCGUCGAUCCAGAUGACCUCGAAGCUUUGACUCCGAAUCACUUCCUUCUUCUCCGAGCUCAUCCCGGCUGUCAUCUGGACUCCUCUUCCGAUUCCAAGCCAUCCAGCCGUAAACGCUAUCAACAAGCCCAAGAAAUGAUCACUCACUUCUGGAAUCGUUGGCUUCGUGAGUAUAUCCCUAAUCUAAUCGAACGUCGCAAAUGGCUUCGUCACAGACGCAACAUCGCCGUCAACGAUUUAGUGCUUGUUGUUACACCAAAUUCUCCAAGAGGAACCUGGCCUAUUGGUCGAGUCACCGCCGUAACCACCGGGCCAGAUGGUGUCGUCCGCUCCGCAGACGUCAAAGUUGUCCGCUCGUCUCCCAGCCGCAAGAAACUUCCGGAUGGAUCGCCAGAUCCAAAAAUCACCACUCACUACUACUCCCGGUCGGUUCACAAGCUUUGUCUCUUAGAAGAACACCAACCAGAUGUUUCCGAAGUCGGAAACAGGGCCGGCAAUGAGCGAGACAGCUAA
This is a messenger RNA of Daphnia magna, 6432 nucleotides long. RefSeq lists its product as uncharacterized. NCBI's taxonomy places the organism in Eukaryota, Metazoa, Arthropoda, Branchiopoda, Diplostraca, Daphniidae. The coding region runs from base 1 to 6432 and encodes 2143 amino acids. Gene Ontology annotation, biological process: DNA integration. The transcript has a single exon. Gene Ontology annotation, molecular function: nucleic acid binding. The record is from RefSeq and is a predicted model, not a curated record.